AUUUGAAAUAUUUAACGAAUUCCGUCUGCAGGGAAAACUGUGUGAUGUGGUGAUCAGAGCAGACAAUGUUGAAUUUAACGCCCACAAGGUUGUCCUCUGUGGCUGCAGCCCGUAUUUCCGAGCUCUCUUCAACUCCCACUGGACAAAGCCAGAGAAGAAACUGUACAACAUCCCUGGCCUGUCGUCUUAUAUGAUGCACCUGAUCAUCGAGUUUGCCUACACCCUCUCCGUUCCUGUGACGGAGGAGAACGUAGAAGAGCUUUUGGCAGCAGCUGACCAGUUCAACAUUCAGGGCGCUCUAGACACCUGCUGUGAAUUCCUGGGGCAGCAGCUUUGCCCCGAGAAUUGCAUUGGCAUCUGGAAGUUUGUGGACAUAUACAACUGCCUGGAACUCAAGUUCAAGGCCUACAUGUUCAUCUUGCAGCAUUUUGAGGAGGUUGCUACCUUUGACGAGUUCCUGCAGCUCUCUGUGGAGGAGCUGGCUGACAUUAUCCAGAGGGAUGAUCUCAACGCUAAGCAGGAAAGCACCGUGUUUGAGGCCAUUGUCCGUUGGAUCAGCCACUCGCAUGAGGACCGUAAAUACCACAUCCGUAUGCUGUUGUCCAAGGUUCGCCUGGCCUUGAUGAGCAGUGAGUACUUCAUGAACAAUGUGAAGAACCAUGCUCUGGUGAAGGACAGUUCUGAGUGCAGGCACACCAUCAUCAGCGCAAUGAGCAUCAUGUUUUUCAGCCACAACAGAGGCUCUUAUUCAGCUCACCAGAAUCUUCUGUCCCGCCCACGCUGGCCCUAUGCCGUCCUGGUGGCCAUCGGAGGCUGGAGUGGUGACAGGGCAACCAACAGCAUUGAGGCAUAUGACCCCCGUGCUGACCGCUGGGUCAGUGUGACCAACAAUGAGGAACAUCCUCGAGCUUACCAUGGUGCUGCUGUCCUUAAUGGAAUGGUCUACUGCAUCGGCGGCUUUGACGGCUCUGAAUAUUUCAGCAAAGUGCGCAAGUUUGACCUAGGCACUUGCAUCUAUCAUGACGUGGCACCCAUGCAUUCAGCCCGCUGCUAUGUGAGCGUGGCUGUUCUGAAUGGUUGCAUCUAUGCCAUGGGAGGCUACGAUGGACUUAGACGACUCAACACUGCUGAGCGCUAUGAGCCCCACACCAACCAGUGGACAUUACUGGCAGCCAUGCAUGAGGACAGGAGCGAUGCCAGUGCCACAACACUCCAUGGCAAAGUGUACAUUUGCGGAGGAUUCAAUGGGGAUGAGUGCCUGGCAACAGCUGAAUGCUAUGACCCUGAGACCAACCAAUGGACAUUGAUUUCUCCCAUGAGAAGUAGGCGCAGUGGGGUGGGCGUCAUCACCUAUAGAGGGCAAAUUUAUGCGGUGGGUGGCUUUGAUGGCGCCAGUCGUUUGCGAAGCGUUGAGGCCUACAACCCUGCAAUCAAUGCCUGGCACGCCACGCCGUCCAUGAUGAACAGCCGCAGCAACUUUGGCAUUGGGGUGGUGGACGACCUGCUGUUUGUGGUCGGAGGCUUCAACGGCCUCACCACCACCUGUAACGUGGAGCGCUAUGACGACAGUGCCGGCAAGUGGAUCGAGGCCCAUGACAUGAAGAUCUCCCGCAGUGCCAUUAGCUGCUGCGUGGUGCACAGAUUCCCAAACUUCAAUAUGUAUGCCCUGGAGGACGCACAGGGAUCGAGUGAAUCUGUCAUCCAGACAUAA
Myripristis murdjan (pinecone soldierfish) is the source of this 1711-nucleotide messenger RNA. RefSeq names its product kelch-like protein 10. The record is from RefSeq and is a predicted model, not a curated record. Lineage: Eukaryota; Metazoa; Chordata; Actinopteri; Holocentriformes; Holocentridae. The transcript has 5 exons. Gene Ontology annotation, molecular function: protein binding. The coding region runs from base 191 to 1711 and encodes 506 amino acids.